GCUAGAGUUCCGCCGCCGCCGGGAGCGGAGCGGAGCGGAGCGGAGCUGAGGGGAAACCGGCCGGCAGUGGGACCGGGCCGCAGGUGGAUUUUGCCUUCCCCUCAUGCUGGCUUCCCUCCCUACCAUGGCUGCUGCUGAAGAGAUCCCCGCUGCCCUGCAGGAGUCUUGGGGGGACUUCUGGCUCUUCCGUUUCUUUAUUAAUGCUGCUGGCUACGCAAGUAUUGUGGUGCCGGGAUUCCUCCUCAUCCAGUACUUCAAGAGAAGGAAUUACCUGGAGACAGGCCGAGGCAUUUGCUUCCCUGUCAUCAAAUCAUGCGUGUUCGGCUCUGAGGUGAAGUCUCUACACCAGGAGGAUGGCUCCCUGCCACCCCGAACAGAGCCCACCGAGUCCUCUACAGCCCGACAGAUCUUCAAGCUGGUCUUCUGCGCCGCUGGUCUACAGGCCUCCUACCUCACAUGGGGUGUCCUCCAGGAGCGUGUAAUGACAAGAACGUAUGGUGCCACCGAAACAGACCCUGGUGAGAAGUUCAAGGACUCCCAGUUCCUAGUGUUCAUGAACCGCAUCCUUGCCUUCACGGUGGCUGGUCUGUACUGCGCCCUGACCAAGCAGCCACGCCAUGGGGCUCCUAUGUACAAAUACUCUUUUGCCUCCCUCUCCAACAUCCUCAGCAGCUGGUGCCAGUAUGAGGCACUCAAAUACGUCAGCUUCCCUACCCAAGUGCUGGCCAAGGCCUCCAAAGUGAUCCCAGUGAUGAUGAUGGGCAAACUGGUGUCGCGCAAGAGUUAUGAGUACUGGGAGUACUUGACUGCUGCCCUCAUCUCCGUGGGGGUCAGCAUGUUCCUGCUUUCCAGUGCUCCCAACAGGCAUAUGUCCACCGUCACCACUUUCUCAGGCAUAGUCCUUCUGGCUGGCUACAUAAUCUUCGACAGCUUCACCUCCAACUGGCAGGACGCCCUCUUCACCUACAAGAUGUCUCCUGUGCAGAUGAUGUUUGGUGUCAAUGUCUUCUCCUGCCUUUUCACGGUAGGCUCGCUCCUGGAGCAGGGUGCCUUGCUGGAGUCAGUACGCUUCAUGGCCCGCCACUCAGAGUUCAUGGCCCACGCUGUGCUGCUCUCGGUGUGCUCCGCCUGUGGCCAGCUCUUCAUCUUCUACACCAUCAACCAGUUUGGGGCAGCUGUCUUCACCAUCAUAAUGACACUCCGCCAGGCUUUUGCCAUCCUCCUCUCCUGCCUCAUCUAUGGGCACACUGUCACUGUCAUGGGCGGGCUGGGUGUAGCCGUUGUCUUCAUGGCCCUCUUCCUCCGUGUCUACGCCCGCAGCCGCAUGAAGAAGCGCAGUAAGAAGCUCCCGCCAGGGGACAGCCCUAUACAAAAGGUCUAAGGAACUAGGGCCAUGGCAUUUAAGCCAUGCCUGCUGUCCUGCCUCCACUCGGGAGUACUUGCUUGAUUUCUGAGAACCUGCUGAGGAGCAGGGUGGGGUAUGGAUAGGCUGGACCAAUGACUCACUUUUCCACCUGCUUUUCCUGGGGAAGGGGCUGGAACAAGCCCAGGGAAUGUUCUGGGCUGCUGCAGCUUCAAACCUUUCCAUUUGCCUUAAUGGGUCAAAGACUUUUAGCCAAGGCACGGGCCUGGGGGCUUGCAUCCUGGGGGAAAAACCAGUGUGGGGCUGCUGGUACUCCUGCCCCACCUCUGUCUUGUGGCUUCUCUCCAAAGUCACCGAUGAACAAGCGAGCCCUUUUCCCUGGCACCGUCAUGCCUCUGGCUAAUGCUCCUCCAUUUCUGUCACUACUACAGAGCUCAGCAGGAGGAAAGGUAAACAAAACACUAGCUUUCUUUUUGAAACACCUUCAUGUGAGGCAAGUCCCAAGAUGAGCCUGUCCCAAGACAGGGGAGGUCUCAGCCCCCCUCCCAGGAGCUGCUCCAAGUAGGACAGGCACAGCUAAGGGAAGGACUCCCAUCCUGUCCUACCCCAGGCCUGGGAUCUGCUCUGGGGGCAGCACUCUGCAGUGAAAGCCAGUACCUCCGAGUUUUAUUUUAUCAGUUCCUCGCCCCUGCUCCAAGACACUUUUCUUCACUCCCUUCAGCCCAGGCUGAUUUUUAUGCAGAGACUGAGGCUGGCCGGUACGGUUCCCAAGGCUUGCUGAGUUGUUUUAGGUUGCUUUUUGGUUACAUCCGCUGCUGUCACAGGCCAAAGGCUGCACUCGCCAGAAGCUCCGGCAUCACCUCGGGGUGUCUCAGUGCCACGGUUUCUGGGCUUUGUGGUUGCCAUUCAGAGAAGCACAAAUAGCCCCUCUCCUUCCUGCCAACUGGAGGCACCGGCCCCAGCUUUACUGGGGCUUGGCCAGAGCCCCACUGUGCCUGGAGGGCUGAGAGAUGGGGCAGAGCCUGCUUGCGGUGCCUUGUUCCUGCUCCACGGGCAGCAGGGGAUGGAGCGAGUGGGCACCUGCUCCCCAGGCAGCAGGGGGUGGAGCAGUGAAAGCUGCUCUUCCCCAGGAGCCUGGGUUUUACUGGGUAACACUUUUCUCCUCAACACAACCUGACUGACAAGCCAGCAGGUUUUGGUACUUUUGAAAGGCAACUUUUUUUUUUCCUCUUUGUUUUAUUAAAUUAAAAAUAUGCUGCAUAUAGUGCCCUGAGGGUAAAUAUUCUUUUUAACUUUUAUUUUUUUUCCCAUAUACCUGGAAGGAGGGGAGAGACUUCCCAACCCUUCCUGCGUCCCUAGUCUCUUUAGGACAGCAAAGCUAUCUUUUCUUUCCAAACACAGGUGCCUCUGCCUUUGCCCAGGCAGGUUAUCAGCCAGGGCUGGACCCAAAGCUCCAAGGCCUGACAGGGGGAGCACAGCCAGGUUUGGAUCACUGGUGGGCAGGUGGAGGAGCUGUUAGCCUGGUUCUGAUUUGGUUCCUGGGUUCUCUGCUUGGGCAGCCACGGUGUGUGUAGCUACAGCCUGCAUAGCUAGAGAGAGAUGGUGCAGAGGCUUGCUGAGCACCUGCCAGCCAGGGCCCUCAGUGAUGUAGCACAGCCCUGGAAGAACCCGUCCUUUAUGGGGUGCACCUGCACCAACACCAGCUUCACAGGCCACACACCAGAGCCAGUGAAGGCUUGGGGGAUGGAUUGUACAUCCCGCUGGUACCUAUUGGGAGGCCUGGUGAAAAACCUUGGCUGUAGGCCUAUGUAUUCUAGUCAUGGUGAGGUCUGGGGUCAGAGACAGGACCUUAGCCUAACAGAGCUAGAGAAAGGGGAGACACAGGUGAGGGCUACGAGAGAAACAGAGGAGAAGACUAGGGACAGGAGCUGCUUAUCACAGUGCUGAGUUAGCUGAGCCAGCAGGGAUAACAGAGCUGGUGCUGAGCGCAGCCCAGGCUUCAGAGCACUUGGCUCUCCAGCAGUUCUACCUGUGCUCCUUCUCGUACCUCCAAGCUCUUGAAAGUGCCUGUGCAGCCUCACAGCACUUCAUCCUGCCCCUACAAAUUCCCCCAAAUGUCUGCGUCUCCACCAUCUGCUGACUGAACAUGGAAUGGUUAUUUUUUCCUUUGGUCAAAAAAAAUAGGUUGUCUGCCAGGUUAGGAAUGGGAUACCUCUUCUAAUUUACAUGUAGAUCUAAAGAAAAAAAUUAUGAAAAAACAAACAUUCUAAGUUAA
Molecule: messenger RNA, 3638 nt
Organism: Chroicocephalus ridibundus (black-headed gull)
Lineage: Eukaryota; Metazoa; Chordata; Aves; Charadriiformes; Laridae
Gene: SLC35B2
Product: solute carrier family 35 member B2
Exons: 4
Coding region: 104-1381 (425 amino acids)
Biological process (GO): transmembrane transport
Cellular component (GO): endoplasmic reticulum membrane; Golgi membrane
Molecular function (GO): 3'-phosphoadenosine 5'-phosphosulfate transmembrane transporter activity
Source: RefSeq, a predicted model, not a curated record